GGAUUAUGCUACUUCAGUGACAGAUCGUUUUUUCAUCGAAGCAAAAAGGAGUUGCCAGAAUAAAACCAUUUCGAAAUUUUCAUUUGAUUUUUCCAAUUUUGACUGAUUUCAAUUCCUUUCUUUUUAAGAACGAGUAGAACGCCUAAGAAAUUAAAUCGAAAGCUUCCCAAGCUUCCAAAUUGGCCACCCUUACUAGGGGUUUCAUCAUUUUAAUUCAGAAGAACUUUCGAUCGCACGGAUCAUGCCUAUCGCCCAAACAGAUGGACGCUCUCGUUAAAAUUUGUGUAGUGAAGAAGUAACGGACUUAAUAUCAAAAGCCAGUACACUCCCACAGUCUUUGGGCGCCGUUGAAAUUUUGGCUUAUUUGAAACUCGAUUACCUCGCACCUCAUUAUGACCUCAUCAUUAUCGUCAUCAACAGCACCAUUAGCGUCAUUGGCGGAGUCCUCCAAGUGUGCGCGACUUUCUACCGAGUUUUUUAAUCAAUCGUGUCGGGUAUUAGCCCGGAGUCUCUUGGGUCAAACAUUAUGCCGGAGACUUUCACCUACUUGUAUCCUAAAAGGAAAGAUCGUCGAGACCGAAAUGUAUCCCGGCCAUCAAGAUCAUGCAUCGCACAGCUUCAAUCAAAAAAGGACUGCUCGCAAUGGGGCCAUGUUCAUGGAACCGGGCACCUCUUACGUCUACAGUAUUUAUGGCAUGUACCAUUGCUUUAAUAUUUCCAGUCAAGAGGAGGGCGGAGCCGUCCUCAUUCGCAGUCUGGAACCUCUUGGUUACGAGGAUCAUUGGGCCAUAUUGAAAGCCAAUCGUUGUAGUAAGCGUAAGUUGGCCUCUCUUCGCGUCCAGGACUUGACCAAUGGUCCAUCGAAACUCUGUUUGAGUUUUGACAUCAACAAGGUCAACGGGAAUGCACUGGAUUUAAAAAAAUCGGAUCAAAUUUGGGUGGAGAAGGGCGAUAACCUUCCGGAGGACUCAAUUUUCGUCUCGACCCGUAUUGGGAUUGGCUCCAGUGGUGAGGCGAGUGUGAAUAAACCCUACCGAUUCUACGUCAAGAACAAUGAGCACGUGAGUAUAUUAGAUUCCACGGAUCCCUUUAAAACGAGAAAGCGAAGGCGAAAGGAAGUAAAGGAAUAAAAAAUGUAUCUCAACACUGAUUUAUAAGAACAUUUAUAACAUGAAACUUAAACAUGAAAAGAACUUGAUCAA
Tigriopus californicus is the source of this 1202-nucleotide messenger RNA. RefSeq names its product putative 3-methyladenine DNA glycosylase. NCBI's taxonomy places the organism in Eukaryota, Metazoa, Arthropoda, Copepoda, Harpacticoida, Harpacticidae. Bases 393 to 1130 code for a protein of 245 amino acids. Gene Ontology annotation, biological process: base-excision repair. The record is from RefSeq and is a predicted model, not a curated record. Gene Ontology annotation, molecular function: DNA binding; alkylbase DNA N-glycosylase activity. The transcript is spliced from 2 exons.